AUGAAUAAACCAAAGUGUGCAAAAAACAGAAUUUCAAGCGAACGGGAAAAGUUUACUUCCACAAAGGACGCAGACGAUGACGAGAAGAGUGACGACUCGGAUAAAGAAAUUGUCGUUGUCAACAGGACAAUUAAAUCGAAAAUAUUUUUAGAUUCAAGCAAGGCCGAAAAGGAGGACAAGAAAUGCACCAGCUAUGCGCGUAAUGCCAAGGGUCCUGUUAGCAAAGUUGCAAAAAAAAAAAAUACAAACCCAUGUGGUGACGCUCCACUAACUCAAAUCAUAAAAAGGGAUAAUAAUAAAACGGGUAACUUUAUCAAGACUGCUUUUACCUCUUCCCAAUUUAGAGGCUUGCAGAGCGGCCAUUCCACGGCUACACCUAAGCAUCAGAAAUUUGUACACAAGUCGGAACAGAAAAACCACAUAGGUGGAUCCCCAAAUGGGAAGAGAGAAUGUGUGGAUCAUAGCUUCUUCAACGAACUAGCGAAUAGCACCUGCGUAAAAAACACGGAACCUGUUAAUGAUACGGUGUGUGGUGAUCCUACUGGGGGGGCCUCAAAUGAAGCAACGCACGAAAGGGACCUGCAUAAUGGAAACAAGAGAAAAGUCGGUAAAAUUGGGAAUGAUACCCAUUUUGAUAAAGUGAAUGAGGAGGCUGACUUGGAUUAUCUUCCUCCCUACCAUGAGAGGAAGUAUCCUUUGGAGGAACGACUAAGCCAUUCCGCUCAACAUAAUAAGGUGGAAUAUCCCUUGGAGGACGAUUCCCCUGUUGGAGGAGCAAAUCCAAGUGUCCAUUUCGCACAGGUGGGUGAGGAAGAGGACGCUUUUACGUGCCAUUCGAAUGAUGAAGCCACUUCACCUGUUAUCAAAUAUGACCAAUUUGAGCUGUACGAAAUAGACAGAGAGAUCGAAAAAAUUACAGAGGAAGAAAAUAAGAUACAGGAGAAGCUAAUUUAUUUGGCUAACCAAGAGCUCGACAUUGUUAUAAAGAUGAAGCAGAUGCGUGCCGCCAGGCUGCUCAGUCAGAAGGAGGCACAACCAGUCGAAUGGGAUAAGGGCAGUCACAACGCGGAUAAAGGGUAG
Messenger RNA from Plasmodium coatneyi, 1080 nucleotides. RefSeq lists its product as uncharacterized. The transcript has a single exon. The record is from RefSeq and is a predicted model, not a curated record. Lineage: Eukaryota; Apicomplexa; Aconoidasida; Haemosporida; Plasmodiidae. Bases 1 to 1080 code for a protein of 359 amino acids.